AACUUAUCUCUCAUGGCAUAUUUUUAUAGGUAUCUAAUGACAUUAAGAAGGCAGACUUUAGUACAUUUUCUACACAAGUUUAAAUGUGUAGCAACAAGAAGUUUGUCAUCAAAAUCUACAAGCAUGAGUGGUGGAAAUGUUCACAAAACAGCACAGGAAGGCUUUAAACAGGGAGACCACUAUGAUAAAAGUAGGCCGUCUUACUCAGACGAGCUUGUUACACAUGUUGUCAGUAGUCUUCACAAGGGAGACUACAAAGACACACAAUAUGACAUUGUAGAACUUGGUGCAGGAACUGGAUUGUUUACUAGGAAAAUAAUGGAGAAGUUUAAAGAUAUGCCAAAAAUACGAUAUUUAGCAACAGAGCCAUCAGAUGAAUUUUUAUCAGUAUUAAAACAGCGCUCACCUAGUGUCGAUACCCUAAUCUGUUCAGCCACAAAAUUACCCUUUCCUGAAAAUUCUGUACAGAAUAUCAUUUGUGCUCAAUGCUUUCACUGGUUUGCAAACAAAGAAAGUUUGACUGAAAUACAUAGAGUUCUUGUUCCUGGAGGUAGACUUUGUAAGUACAGACUUUUUUUGCCAAAACAUUUUUUUAAAAAAAUGAAUGAUGCUGGAGAAAAACUGGUGGAAGGCGUUUUAACACUCUAUUAUGACGACACACCACGGAAGAUAAAUGAGACAUGGAAGAAUGUAUUUGAUAAUUGUUCAUUAUUUAGAUGUGUAGAACGGAGAUACCUUGCUGGUAUUGACGGUAUGAAGGGUGACAAAGAUUUUGUGCUCAAUCAUUUCACGUCAAUCAGUGUUAUAGCGAGGCUGGACCCCCGGCGGAAAGAGGAGGCAGUGCAGAAAUUCCGAGCCGUGCUUGACGAGACGUUUACAGAUGAUGUAGAAAUAAACAUUCCUUUUAAAUCUGAUUUUUAUUGUACUGAGAAAGUUAUACAAUAAAAUGUGAUUCAAUUUA
Ruditapes philippinarum (Manila clam) is the source of this 961-nucleotide messenger RNA. RefSeq lists its product as uncharacterized. Lineage: Eukaryota; Metazoa; Mollusca; Bivalvia; Venerida; Veneridae. The transcript has 7 exons. Gene Ontology annotation, molecular function: S-adenosylmethionine-dependent methyltransferase activity. The coding region runs from base 13 to 945 and encodes 310 amino acids. The record is from RefSeq and is a predicted model, not a curated record.